UGCAGCAGCAGAGAAGUUAAAAGUCGCCUCUUUGAGGAGCUGGAGGAUUUUGGUCUGAACACACUGGAUCAACAUGUGGAGCAGCAGCUGGAUUUUACUUUUCUCUGCACUUUGUGUCGUCCAGGCCACAAACAAGUUUUACUCGACAGUCCGCUGCGAGUGCAAUGGCCGGUCUCCGUACUGCCUUCCAGACGCUCUGGGUCUGCACUGCGUCGACUGUCAGGGAAACACUGAGGGCCGCCACUGCCAGCACUGCAAGGCCGGCUUCUUCCUGCAGGGGGCAGCACUGAGCUGCACGCCCUGCCGCUGCAACACUGCAGGGUCUGUCAGUGCCACGUGUGACAGCAGGGGGCGCUGCAGCUGUAAAGAAGGUGUGUCAGGAGACAAAUGCAGCCGCUGCCCAGACGGACCAAUCGGACCGAGCGGCUGCUCGCAAAGACGUCGGCUCAGAGAGGAUUCUGGGAGUCGGACUCUGGCAUGUUUCUGUUACGGCCACAGCACCAGGUGUUCUGCACAGCUCGGUUUCUCCGUCCACAACAUCACGUCGACCUUCACCGACGGUGUGGAUGGUUGGACGGCAGCCACCGCUCAGGGCGCCACCCCCGCAGACGUGGACUUCAGAUGGUCCCCGACUCACCAGGACCUGGAGGUCAUCUCCAGAAACGGUCUGCCGGUCUACCUGCACGCCCCGGCUCCUUACCUGGGGAACCAGCUGCUCAGUUAUGGUCAGAACUUUUCCUUCUCUCUGCGUCUUGACCGUGGCGUUCGACACCCGUCCACCAGUGACGUGGUCCUGGAAGGGGGGGGCGUGAGAGUCUCGGCCUCGCUGGGCGACCUGCGCUCUAUUGUCCCCUGUGGAAAGAAAAUCAAGUACAGCUUCAGAUUGGACGAGCAGCCCGGCAGCGGGUGGCUUCCUCAGGUCUCCUCCUUCCAGUUCCAGAAGCUCCUGCAGAAUCUAACCGCCGUCAAGAUCCGGGCGACGUUUGGUGAAAACGGACGUGGUUACAUUGAUAACGUUCAGUUGGUGUCAGCCCGGCGUCAGGAUGGCGUCCCGGCCCGGUGGGUCCACGCCUGCAGCUGCCCCCCGGGGUACGAGGGCGAGUCCUGCGAACGCUGCUCGGCCGGGUUCAGGCGCAGGACCCCGGCAGACGGAGCCUUCAGCCCCUGCGAGCCCUGCAGCUGCAGAGGAGGCAGCUGUGACCCUCAGACCGGAGACUGCUACUCGGCUGACGAGACGCCCGGAGAGCAGAGCUGCUCCCAGGGGUCUUACCGGGACCCCUGGAAGAGCCCUGGGAGCCCCAGCAGCUGUGUGAAGUGUCCCUGUCCAGAGGGCGUGUCCUGCUCACUGGCUGCUGGUUCACUGCAGCCUCAGUGUGACCGCUGUCCCACCGCCACCGCCGGUCCUCGCUGUGAUGUGUGUCAGGAGGGGUUCUAUGGCGACCCUGCAGGGCUCACCGGAGUGCGGCGUCCUUGCCGACCCUGUGAGUGCAACGGCCACAUCGACGUGAGCGUGGAGGGAAGCUGCGACCGCCGCAGCGGCGAGUGUCUGAGGUGCGUGAACAACACGAGGGGGCGGAGCUGCGAGGCCUGUGUCACCGGGUUCCACCGCAGCCGACUCGCUGACGCCUGCAAACCGUGUGACUGUGACCUGCUCGGAUCUGAGUCCCGACAGUGUGACGCCGCCGGACGCUGUCUCUGCAGACCGGACUUCGAGGGCCUGAGGUGUCAACGCUCCAGCUGCCCCAGAUGUUUCAGCCCCAUCAAGACACAGGUGGGCGUCCACGCCGCCAGGCUGAAGGAGCUGGAGACUCGACUCUCACACAUGGGCGGAGGUUGGACUUCGGCCAACAGCGCCACCAUGGAGGCGGCUCUGAGAGCAGCCGAGCAGCUGGUGGACGACCUGCAGGACGACACAGAGGAGCUGACAGAAAUGGAGAAGAGACUGCAGGGUCGUCUGUCGUCCAUCAGCAGGAGUCAGCUGGUCGAGGGACAGAACAUCCAGAACAUCGGGGACACGGUCGAGAACAUCAAACAACAACAGAGGAAGUACAAGACGGAGGUGGAGGACGUCCAGACCCUGAUGGCCGCGAUGAAACUCAAACUGGAGGAGGCCAAGGCCAGCCUCCGAUCACUGGAACUUCCUGUCGGAGACGCUCCCAUUGGCUCGAACAUCCUGUCCUCGUUGGUGCAAACUGCAACCAGCCUCGCGGAUAAACACCAGGCGAAGGCCACAGCCGUGGACGAGACCGCCAGCGACGCUCUGAGCGACUCGGAGAAGAGUCUGGCCCUGGUCCGGACCCUCAUGAACAAAGAGAACAAAGUCAAAGAGCUGAUUGGAGAUCUGAGAACAACGUUUGAUGAGGCUUCGGGGAGGGUGAAGGGUCUGGAGGACCACGCCAUCCGUCUGAGUGGCAACGCCAAGGAUGAGAGCAAGAUGGCCGAUGAAAUGUUGAAAGAGAUCGCCAACAUGGAGCGCAACAUCCCGACGUCCCUGAAGGAAGGGGUUGACGCCAUGGUUUCCAAGUUGGAUGACCUGAAGGGUCAGGUGGACGAGAACGUCUCAGGAAUUGAGGCGUUGCAGGACGGCGUGCAGCGAGACAAAGCCGCCGCCCAGAACCUGCUGGCCAACGGGAAGUCUGCUCAGCAGGGGUUCAACAAGCUUGUGGACCGAGUCAACGCUGCGAAGGCCGACACCGACGCUGCUCUGGGACGAAUCAGCAGCAAGGAGCUGGACGACGCCCUCAACACGCUGAGAGGGUUCGACCAGCAGAUUGACAGCGGUCGAUCUCUGGCCGAUGCCGCCAUCAGGCGUCUCCCUGUGAUCGAGGCCACCAUCCAACAGGCCGUGAGCAACAACGAGGAGACGCUGUCUGUCCUGGGGGACGUGUCUGAUGGUUACAACCAGGCUGUGGGACACGUGGACACGCUGCGGGGCCUGGUCACCAGCGUGGAGGGGACGUUCGGCUCCUUGCCGUCUCACGUCGGUCUGCUGAGCGACGCCACCAAACUGAGCAGCGAGACGAAGGACAUGAACAAGGAGGUGCUGGACUUGGGUGUAGGCGUGGGAGUUGAGCUGGACGAGGCCAGGAGGCUGGAGAUCGAUGCAAAGCAGGCUGCCGCUGGAGCCGCCGCCGCUUUCAACAACACCAGCCUGACCAGAGGAGCCGUGGGUCAAACACUCAGAGAGAUCAGACGCCUGCUGGCCAACAUGAACCAGCCUGGGACGGUGGAUGAAAGUCGCCUGAAGCAGCUGGAGGCGUCCCUGGCCGACGCCCAGAGGGACGUGGAGGCUCAUCUGAGGCCACGCCUCCGGGACAUGGAGCAGCAGGAGGACGCGAUGCGUCUCCGGCUGAGCACCAUCAACCAGGACAUCACAACCAUCCUGCGAGACAUCGUAAACCUGGAGGACAUCCUGAGGUCCAUCCCCAACGGCUGCUUCAACAGCCCCCCCAUCGAAGAGGCCUGAGGCUUGUGAUUGGUCCAAAAUAAAAUGAUAUCACCACAGAGUCCUAGUGAUUGGCCAGUGGGUGAACGAAUUAUCCACAUGAAUUAUAAAACAGUAGAAACAUACUUUUUUUUCACAAUUUUUCAAGUUUCUUUCAGAAGCAGAAAAAAACUUUAUUUUUGCACUUAUCAACAACUUUUCAACUUUAAAAUUCUUCAUAUUUGUCUGUUUGUAAUUCUGACGACUGAAUGUUUGAUAUUUAUAUCUGUAAAUACACUUUUUAUCUC
Messenger RNA from Platichthys flesus (European flounder), 3732 nucleotides. RefSeq names its product laminin, gamma 2 (gene lamc2). The coding region runs from base 74 to 3466 and encodes 1130 amino acids. Lineage: Eukaryota; Metazoa; Chordata; Actinopteri; Pleuronectiformes; Pleuronectidae. The record is from RefSeq and is a predicted model, not a curated record. Gene Ontology annotation, molecular function: extracellular matrix structural constituent. The transcript is spliced from 21 exons.